AUGCAUACUCUUUCUGCAUUGGCCGGACUCGGCCUCUUGGCCAGCUCAGCCCUGGCCAGCCCAGUGAGCCUUCAUGCUCGCAACUCUUCCUCGACUGCCCAGAGCGUCGUCUACUGGGGCCAGAACGGCGGUGGCACCAUCGAAAACAACGAUCUCGCUGCAUACUGUAAUGGCACUUCUGGUAUCGACGUUCUUGUGCUCGGUUUCCUUUACCAAUAUGGAAAUGGAAACACUGUUCCCGGAGGUGGGAUUGGACAGUCUUGCACUAUAGAAUCCGGCAAGGGCCAAAACUGUGACAGCUUGGCUGCCGCUAUUCCCAAAUGUCAAGCUAAGGGCAUCAAGGUUAUCUUGUCACUUGGUGGCGCCGCAGGUGGAUACUCCCUCUCAUCUUCUUCAGAGGCAAGCCAAAUUGGUCAGUAUUUGUGGGAUGCAUAUGGUGGGUCAGGAAACGGAACUGUUGAGCGACCACUUGGUAAUGUUGUUGUCGACGGCUUUGACUUUGAUAUCGAGAACCCCCACGGCGCCGAAUAUUACCCAGACCUCAUCUCAACCCUUCGCUCCAACUUCGCAAAGGAUACCAGCAAGACCUACUACGUCACCAGUGCUCCUCAGUGCCCGCUCCCUGAACCCAACAUGGGUGCCAUCAUCCAGAAUGCCAAGUUCGACAAGAUCUGGAUCCAGUUUUACAACAACAACAACUACACUUACCCUUGUGCUCUCGGAAUCAACGGCGAUGCUGCCUUCAACUGGAACGACUGGGUUUCUUUCACUGCCAACAGCUCCUCCAAGGGUGCUGAGCUCUACGUUGGUGUUCCUGCCUCUGACCUGGGUGCAAAUGGUACCCCUACUGGAUCCGUUUACUACGCCACCCCCGAUCAACUCGCUACAAUUGUUUCAGGCAUCAAGGGCGACGCUUCGUUCGGUGGUGUGAUGAUGUGGAGUGCCGGCUUCUCUGACGCCAACGUCAACAACGGCUGCACUUAUGCUCAAGAAGUCUCCAGCAUUCUUAAGACUGGGAAGCCUUGCUAA
Molecule: messenger RNA, 1029 nt
Organism: Talaromyces proteolyticus
Lineage: Eukaryota; Fungi; Ascomycota; Eurotiomycetes; Eurotiales; Trichocomaceae
Product: putative chitinase
Exons: 1
Coding region: 1-1029 (342 amino acids)
Biological process (GO): carbohydrate metabolic process
Cellular component (GO): extracellular region
Molecular function (GO): chitinase activity
Source: RefSeq, a predicted model, not a curated record